AAAAUACUUCAAUUGAAAAACAUUUAACAAUUAUAAGUCGAUUACAAGAUAUGAAUGAGGACCACUUCGUUCUCCCUCGAGGUCUUAGCCCUUCUGUUUCUCACGCUGAUACCGUGGCCGGGACCGUCGGUUUUCAAGAUCACUUGCUCACGUGACAACUCCAAAAUUGUGCGAAAAGUUAUACAAAACAAAUGGAUGCCAGUACUAGAAAGAUUUCAGGUAAAGCUGCCGUUGGAGUGUCCGUUCCACCCGGCACGCGACAUCUUCGCGCCGCAGCACGCCGCCAAGCUGCAGCACCGCGCCUCGCAGUGGACCUGCGCCUUCUGCGGCAAGUCCUUCUACGAGGAGCGACACCUCGACACGCACUUCGACCAGCGACACAAGAACCAGAUUAACAAGGCAGAGGAUGCGGUGUGCCUGGCAGACUACUGCGACAUAAUGCGGUGCCAGGUGCUAGCGGCGCACGGGCUGCUGAGCGUCGCCGGCAAACCGGUCACGGACGUGGAAGUAUGGCGCGACCUGGAGGCGGCGCGGCGCGCGCUGGCGCCGGCGGGGGCUCGAGGGUUGGUGCGAGCGCCGCAGCGACGCCGCCAGCGCCCCCGUCCUGGAACCCCGCCGGCACCUGACUGCCCGAAAACUGACCCAAAGGCUGACGAGCCAGUAACAGAAGAGAAAAGAAGAGAGGAGAGCGAGGGUGACACAAAUCAAACAGCAGAGCUAUGCGACGCCGACACGGUGGAGUCGUCACUGCCUCCGGACAGCAGACAAAAGAGAUUAGCGGACUUGCAGGCGGAGCGCGCGGCUUGCGAUCCCUUGAGGUUACAGGCGAUCAAGGUGCGCUGUGAAAAAGUCGUUCAUUCCUGCAUAGCUACACUCCUGCUGCAUCUAACUCAACAUCAGUUUACAGAAUUGGAAGAGGAGAUGCAGCGCGCCGUGUGCUGGUACCUGAGCUGCGACCGCUACUGGGAGGAGGCGGCGCCGGCCGCGCGCGUCUUCCCCUGGCCGCUGCUGCUGGCGCUCGCCACCGGCCUCGCGCUCGCCCUCUGCAUGUGCUACUACAUUAUAUGGAUCGUCUUCGAUUCUGAGGAGGGCAGCGUGGCGGGCAGUGCGUCCGUGUCGCUGACGACGCACUCGUCGCCGACGCGCGGCGAGCGGCUGGCGGGCGAGGAGGCGCUGGACGAGGAGCAGGACGACCACUAUAUCUACGUCACCUACCCGCCCGAGUUGAAGCGCCGCCUGCUCGAGAGCUGCUACAAUAGAACAACUCGACUUUGAAAUCAAAAAUGUCGUCCCGUUGCGUCGUGCAUGACUUGAAAUUAUUUGAUUUGAAUACGUAGUUCAAUAGCAGCAACCGAGACAAUCUGGUCUAGCUAAAGUGUUUGACUAUAUUUGGGACUGUUCCUUAUAUCGAUAGUAAUGUAGAACGUAUGCAAUUUGUAUCGUAUGCGUUGAUGUCAUGCAGUUA
Papilio polytes (common Mormon) is the source of this 1465-nucleotide messenger RNA. RefSeq lists its product as uncharacterized. The record is from RefSeq and is a predicted model, not a curated record. Lineage: Eukaryota; Metazoa; Arthropoda; Insecta; Lepidoptera; Papilionidae. The transcript is spliced from 9 exons. The coding region runs from base 55 to 1275 and encodes 406 amino acids.